Molecule: messenger RNA, 514 nt
Organism: Racocetra persica
Lineage: Eukaryota; Fungi; Glomeromycota; Glomeromycetes; Diversisporales; Gigasporaceae
Source: the annotation of a GenBank genome assembly
AUAAAAGGUUUAGCUAAUGUUUUUAGUUUUCUCAUUGCUAUGGAUAAAUCAAAUUCAACAAAUAUUUCAGAUUCUAAGGACCAGACUUUAAAGGUUGAAAAUUUGUCUUUUGAAGUUUGUCAAGAACUUGAGAAAGCCACUCAUGAAGUCUACGUACAAAACUUUUCCAAAAAUGAAGUCAAUGAUAAUACAAAAGCAAACGAAAAUUUGAACAAUGAUAAUGAUCCAAGAAAUUGGUCCUCAAAAAAGAAGUUGCUAGUUUUGACCAUCAUAACUAUCUGCGGAACAUCACCGACUGUUGCGCCAAUAUUUUGGGCUGCUUAUUCUGAUGAAUUCGCAACAAGAAAAAAAGCAUUUAUCGCUUCUCUUCUGCUAUUUAUUUCAGCAUCUGUGGUGUGCGCAGUCGCAACAAACAUUUGGUUGUUAACAGCAAUGCGCGCCAUUCAAUCUUGUGGUAGUUCUGCUGCAUUGCCACUUAGUGCUGGAGUUAUAAGUGACAUUUACGAUCCUCUCG